AUGUCUGGCUCGGGCGGAUACGUUGGCACAGUCGAGGCCAACCAGAGCAAUGCGGAGGAUCUCUUGCGUGACAAGCACAACUACUAUUUGCAGCAUCUGGAUGACGACAAGGAGUCUCUUGAAUACAUGAUGUCUGAACACCUGCGUAUGGGGGGCGUCUACUGGGGUGUAAGUGCCAUGGCGCUCCUGCGACGACUGGACAAUGAGAGGCGGGACGGCAUCGUGGAAUGGAUCCUGAGGUGUCGAGACCCCAAAACAUCCGGAGGUUUCGGGCCGAAUGUGGGACAUGAUGCGGACAUCACGGCAACCCAUUAUGCUUUGCUCGUCCUUUGCAUCUUCGACGCCACAGACAAGUUGGACAGAGAAGGCAUGGUUGCUUUCAUUGCCGGUUUGCAACAACAUGACGGCUCGUUUGCUGGGGAUCACUGGGGUGAGGUCGACGUGAGGUUUGCAUACUGCGCACUUUCCGCGCUGACGAUUCUGGAUGCCCUCGAUAGCAUCGAUGUGGAUGCUUGUGUCGGAUGGAUUCUGCGCUGCAUGAACUACGAAGGUUCCUUUGGGCCGGUGCCACGUGCGGAAUCUCAUGCGGCGUACGUGUUUUGCGCUGUGCAGGCGCUGGCCCUUGUUGAUGCCCUUGGAGCAAUCGAUAUCGACCAACUUGGUUGGUGGCUAUGCGAGCGACAAACUCCCAGCGGUGGCUUCAAUGGUCGGCCAGAGAAGGCUCCGGAUGUAUGUUACAGCUGGUGGAUCCUGUCAGCGCUGGCUACCAUCGACCGUGUGCACUGGAUUGAUGUGGAGAAGCUGGCCGAGUUCAUCAUUGCUGCGCAAGACGGCGAGGAUGGCGGCAUUGCGGAUCGUCCUGGUGACGUGCCAGACGUCUUCCACACCUUCUUCGGACUUGCCGGGCUGUCCCUGAUGAGGCGGGUGGACUUGGCUCCAAUCCACUGCGUUUAUGCACUCCCUUUGGAGGUUGUACAAAGAAUGGAUCUUCCCCCCAUCUUGCCGAUGUACGAUAGCAGGUGA
Molecule: messenger RNA, 1023 nt
Organism: Symbiodinium sp. CCMP2592
Lineage: Eukaryota; Dinophyceae; Suessiales; Symbiodiniaceae
Source: the annotation of a GenBank genome assembly